Molecule: messenger RNA, 697 nt
Organism: Vicia villosa (hairy vetch)
Lineage: Eukaryota; Viridiplantae; Streptophyta; Magnoliopsida; Fabales; Fabaceae
Exons: 2
Coding region: 183-551 (122 amino acids)
Source: RefSeq, a predicted model, not a curated record
GACAUUUAUGGAAUUUGGCUAAGAGUUAAGAAACAAGAAAAGUAAAAAUCGACAAAGAGAUUCCAAAAUUGAAUUGAAAAGCGAUUUUCCCAAUCUCAUUCUUUUCAUCAAAAUCAGAAGUAAUAAUCGAUUAUGGACGAACAUGGCGAUUGCAAUUUCAACCACUCAUCAUCAAACUGAGGAUGUCACAAACUGACGUUUCUUACUGCUGUGGCUCAUGUGGAUACCCUCUGAACUUGACAUCAUCGAAUCGAAUCACGUCUAACAUUGCAUCUGAAUACAAAAAGUCUGUUAAGAAAGGGUCAAUCUCCUUUUCAUCAGUUGAUCUCAGCCGCUUUACACAGGUUGAUGAAAUAAAUUGUCUUCCGGUUUCAUGGUUGUGUCCUUCAAAGACUAAGCUGCUUUGCCGUAAAUGUGGAGUUCUUAUUGGUUAUGGUUAUAGUGGACAAGCACCUGCACUUUGUGGAUGUGAGCCUUCCAUUUCGUCGAGCUCUCUGACGAAAUUCUCGGUGAAGAUUCGAUCGUUACAGCCUUCUUCGGAUGAGUCUUGAAAAGGUUGACAUGGAUGAGGUUUCCAAAAUUGGCGCUACCUCGAUUGUUCAUCUACCGGAUGACUGCCUUACUAUUAUUUUCCAUGCUUUAGAUUGUCGGGCUGAUCGUGAAUCGUUUGGGUUGACUUGCCGACGAUGGCUCCAUA